Drosophila bipectinata is the source of this 3950-nucleotide messenger RNA. Lineage: Eukaryota; Metazoa; Arthropoda; Insecta; Diptera; Drosophilidae. The record is from RefSeq and is a predicted model, not a curated record.
UUUUGUAUUACUUCUGGUCACAUUUGCUUUGUUGAUAAGACGUCAAAAAAAUUAGCAACGCAGAAUUUUAAGUCAAAUCAAACAUAAAAAUUAAUCCAAGCUUCUCGCUACAUAUUUUCUCGCGUUGUUUUACUAGUGCCAAUGUAUUAAACAUAGGACAAUGUUUCAGGGCUGAGAAAACUUCACGCAUUUAAGGAAAAAUCAAUUUUUAUAAAAGAGCUUGCCUAGCUGUUGGUUUGCAAAUUAAAAUUAAGGAGGGUCCUAGUAAAAAAGUGCAAUAAUGAAUUUGGACUUUGGAAAAGUGUGCAGCAAGCACAUCUCUGUAUAUGAGGCCUACUACAAACAGAUUGACCCAAAAGCUACAGGGGCAAUUGAAGCUAUGACAGCUGCCAAGUUUUUAAAAAAAUCUGGUCUCAGCGAUGUGGUACUAAGCCGUAUAUGGGAUCUUUCCGAUCCAAACGGCAAGGGUUUUCUGGAUAAGCCAGGAUUUUUUGUGGCUCUUAAGUUAGUGUCGCUUUCGCAGGCGGGUCAAGUGGCCAACAUGAACAACAUCUAUAUAGACACAGUCAACCCACCUAAACUUGGUGAAAUUCCAAAAACAAUGCCGUCGCGCAUUCAAACGGUUCCUGUGCCUAGCGGGGGUAUGACUGACAGAGACUGGUCAAUUGGGGUUAUCGAUCGUUUAAAAUACGAACAGCUAUUCGAGUCCCUCAGUCCAAUCAAUGGCAUGCUGCCCGGAAAUAAAGUUAAGGGUGUUUUAAUGGAUUCAAAACUGCCGAUGAAUAUUCUUGGUACCAUCUGGGACUUGGCCGAUCAGGACAAAGACGGUAACCUAGACAAACACGAGUUUAUCGUGGCCAUGCACCUUGUCUACCAAACACUGCAGAAGCGUACCGUUCCCAAUGUUCUGCCACCAGAGCUCCGAAAGCCAGGAGCUGUUGCAAGUCAACCGAGUAAGACUCCUCAUUCUGCUGCUGUCAUUCCACGUGCUGCCAGUGGUGAGGGAUUUGGAGACAACGGCUUUGUGGCCAACUUUCCUAAAGACAUUGCUCCGCCGGCGGCAAUUCCUCCUAUGCCAGUGGCUGUGCCACCUGUGACACGAAUUCCACCGGUGGGAGCCGUAAGCUCUAUGCCUCUGAUCCAGACGGAUCCUCUGGUUCCCAUUGGGGCUCCGCCCUCGGUAAGGGCCAACGCUGACUGGGUGGUAACUCCCGCAGAGCUCAAAAAGUUCGAGGAAAUCUUUCAACAAUCAGACCUUGACAAGGAUGGUUUAGUUUCCGGACUGGAAGUCAGGGAUAUAUUUAUAAAGUCGGGUAUUCCUCAACGCAGCCUGGCUGAUAUUUGGGCCCUAUGCGAUACCAAUCAAUCUGGAAAGCUGACUGUAGAGCAGUUUGCUCUGGCAAUGUGGUUUGUUGAACGCAAGCAGCGCGGCGUAGAUCCGCCCCAUGUUCUCACUGCCAAUAUGGUGCCGCCAUCAAUGCGAUCGAUUGUGUCUGGCGUGGAUUUGCAACCUCAGGAGGUGAAACCGACUUAUUCUAAUCCAGAGCUGGAGAUGAUAUCCAACGAGAUUGAAGAGCUGGCCCGCGAACGGCGCGUCCUUGAGACAGAAAUCGCCCAAAAGGAAGCAGAUGUGCGUAUUAAAAACGGAGAAGUACGCAGUCUGCAGAGCGAAUUGGAUACCUUGGCGGCCACACUGAAACAGCUGGAGAAUCAGCGCGGGGAAGCUCAGAAGCGACUGGACGACCUACAAGCUCAAGUGAAUAAAAUUCGCGAUCAAUGUCAAAAGCAGGAGGAUACCAUUACCGAACAGGAAGGCGAACUUAAUACUAAACGAUCUGAACUUCAGAAGCUAAAGGAUGAAGAAACAUCUCUGCAAAAGGAGUAUGAUUUGAACAACCGUGAGCUAUCAAAGUUGACAAAGCACCUGCAAAAUACCCAAUUGCAGAUUAGCUCGGUCCGUUCGAUGGUCACUCUCUUGAUGGAGACUCAGCGCCAGAUGACUGAUGCAUUGCUUAUAUGCCGAGCCGCAAUGGACAACCAAAACGCUGAACUCGUUUCCGAGUACCAAUUGAAAAUCGAACCAGACUUUGAAGAUGCUCGCAAGUUAUUGGCAAAGGAAUUGGAAAUGCCUAAAGAUGACCCUUUUAAUGAGAACAAUAGUGGAGUAGCAAAGGAGGCAAAUGACGGCUUUUUCAGUGAUCCCUUUUCCAGCCAGCUUGCUGGAAAACCAGUUAUCUCUACUGGCUUUAAUGACAGCUUUAGCGCGAGCUCAGGAUUCGAGACCACAUUCGAUGCCUUCGGUCAGAGUGCACCAGCAACUGGGCUGGAGCAAUCACAGAAGCGAGAUCCCUUUGGCUCGGAUGCAUUUUCCGCUAAGAGCGCUGUAACACCAGAAGCUGGAAAAGACGAUUUUGGCAGCGAUCCGUUUGCCGCUCUACAUGCACCCACAGGGCAGGGUCAGGUCCUCAGUCCCAAUCCAGGAAAAUCGGGCCCGCCGCCCCGCCCGGAGUCUCCCAGUCCAGCAUUGCCGCCAAAGAAGUCAAAGCUGCCUCCUCCAAGACCAGCCCCCCCACGAGCAGCACAGCCUGCGACCGCUUUUGGAGGCAGCGGAGGUUUCGCCGACUUUGAAGAGUUCGACAAUAAGACGCCGCAUUAUGACCAAACCCACCAGACACACAGUCAGGCGUCAAGUCCGGCGCCAGAAAAAUCUAUUGGGCAGUCUCAACCUCCGAUGGAAUCGUCAUCUUUAGCCAUAUCACCAGCACCAACUUCGUUAUUUGCACCAUCUUCAACUUUGGCAUUAGAAGCAAACAUCGGGGAAGUCUCGUCAAAUAGCAUCGAAGUUUCCAAGCGUUUUUCGAAUUCCAAUACACCGGUUCAGAAGGAAGUUGAUUUUUCGGUAGCCUUUGGAGCAUUUAAUAUGCAGAAAGAAUUACCAUCCACCCAUAUUACUGGACCUACCGACUUUAAUGACGAUCCCUUUAAAGAUUAUCGCUACGAGGACCCGUUUAGCAUUAAGGAUCCCUUUGCCGAGGAUGAUGAAGUAGAGGCAUUCCAAAAAAAUAUCAAAUUGGGUCACAAGAAUACCUUUUCCGAAGAUUUUAGUUCUGAGGAUGACUUUGGAGACGUGCCUAAGACCAGUGAUAGUAACCUACAAAAUAACAACCGGAGUAAACUUCAGGCGGCUACCUCACUCAUAAAUGAUCAGCUGAAUCAAUUUGACGCUUUCAACUUAAACUCAAAUCCGCCUCCCUUGCAGAACACUAAUUCUUCUAGUUCAGAUUAUAAUCCUACCCGUAAGAAUUCAGAAUCGACGGUCCACGUAUUCGCCGAUUUUGAUGACUUUGAAACUUUAGCCUGCAAUGGAAAUGGAGGAGGCGCUAAAAAGUGUACGACUGUUAAAAACACAGGACCAAACGACUCAUUCUUUGAUGCAUUUAAUGAUAAUUUUGGAGAGGACUUAAGCUCCACAACUGUAACAAAUGCGACGGUUAAGAAGCUUGAGGAUGAAAAAACACCCAGCUCCAUUCAGUUAGGCAAUCAGAAUUUCGCCGAAUUUGAAGCAUUCGUAGAGCAUAAUUUCUCAAGUGAUUUCGCCAACACGUCGUUAGGAAGCAGUAUGAACGAGAAGCAACAUACCAAUAAGGAGACCAUAUCUAAAGUUUCAGCUAAGGAAAAAUAUGACGCAGACUACUCUAAGCCGGAGAGUUUUGAUACGGAUCUCGAGAAAGCUCUGAAAAGAAGUAUGCUGGAAAACUAAAUCUUAACCUUUAUGUUAAAGCUAGCGUUAUAAAAUGCAAAAUGAAGGUGUUGUACAUUUUUUCUUUUGCGGGCUUAGAAUCCCCAUAGGAUCCAUACAGACAAUUCCAACGAGUAUUCCAGCUAUAUAAAUUUUUCGUUAAUAUUACAUAAUUAUAUACUAGUAGACCCUAAGACCGUAUGAUUUAAUC